This is a messenger RNA of Suillus clintonianus, 822 nucleotides long. RefSeq lists its product as uncharacterized. NCBI's taxonomy places the organism in Eukaryota, Fungi, Basidiomycota, Agaricomycetes, Boletales, Suillaceae. The record is from RefSeq and is a predicted model, not a curated record. The transcript has 2 exons. Bases 175 to 822 code for a protein of 215 amino acids.
CGUUGUGCUUCUUUGAAGGCUUUGACCAUCAGUGAUGCUGGUCCCACAGCGGACGAGUCAUCCUUGCUGGCUGAAACCAUCCGUUCAUGCAUGCGGCCGAAAUAUCUAGGUUGUCCAGCCUCUUCACGCCUCUCUAUUUGGAGAUUGGUAACGGAAGCUGGCUAUUAGACCGACAUGAUGUCAAAUUUGCACCUUUCCUCGAUGUCACGGUCCUUCAUUUCUAUAUGCACACGGCGGCCCGGCGCUGCAUACACUAUCACAGCCUUGCAACUCUCAGAAUUCCUCUCGCUAAAGCAGUUCAAGAUGCGUGUCCGAAUCAUGCCUCGGGCCGAGGCUGAGCAGCUUCAAGUUCUUUGUGCACUAUCUCACUGGCAGUGCAAUGCAUGCCAGACCCUUGAACACAUCAUCAUCUUCUCCUUUGAUUCAGAAGAUGAGGAGACCUCAAACAACUCUUCGACAGCAAUUGCACAAUCCCUUCGUUUUACACAACUGCGAAUCCUGGGCCUCAUUUUUGAAAAUUGCCCCAUUUACCGCAAAAGCGACCUUCUCAUGAAAGCCAUGUCAAGUUGGCCGCGCAUUCGCUACAUGACCUUAGCAGAUAAUCAACUUCGUCCACUUACCGUUGCAUUCCCGGAUGCUGAAGCUGCUGCUCGCAUCAUUUUCUCCACGCUCCCUUGUAUCAACCAAGUUGACCACGCAGACCCGGAGGAGUGGGAUGAGAUUAAUCAACACCCAUCUUUUCAAUCUUCUGCAGUUGCUGGCCGUUAUAUCACACCGGAAGCAACCAGCAACCCGAAUUCGGGAUUCAAGUACAUUGACUGA